UCCGAUAUUCACCACGGCGGAACUUCGCGUCAACGGAACCGUUUCUUUUAUUGUGUUCGUUGCAAUUGACCUCCAUUCUCUUUACACAAUUCAACAAAAUUUCGCGCAAUUCACGUUUUGCUCUCAGAUUGAUCAAUGGCACUGUUCCCGAUACUCGGUCGGAGGAGUUAUGAGGUAGUCGUCGCCGCCACCAAAACCAUGGGUAUCGGAAAAGAUGGAAAACUGCCAUGGCGAUUACCUUCCGACCUCAAAUUCUUCAAGAAUCUCACCAUGACUACAGCAGAUCCAGCCAAAAAGAAUGCCGUGAUAAUGGGGAGAAAAACAUGGGAGAGCAUACCUGUACAGCAUAGACCCCUUCCUGGUCGACUCAAUGUUAUCCUCACUCGUUCUGAAAGCUUUCACAUUGGAAGUAUGGAAAAAAACGUCUUAAUAUCUGGAAGCAUGAUCUCUGCAUUGAAGCUAUUAGCUUCAUCUCGUUAUCGUCUUUCUAUAGAGAAUGUGUUCGUUAUAGGCGGUGGACAGAUCUUAAGGGAAUCCCUGAAUGCUCGUGAAUGUGAUGCUAUCCAUUUAACUGAAAUUGAGACAGAUAUUGAUUGUGAUACAUUCAUCCCUGCUAUUGAUGUUACACAAUUCCAGCCAUGGUGUUCAUCUCUUCCUAUAGUGGAAAAUGGAAUCCGUUACUGUUUCACCACCUAUGUUCGUGUGAGGGAUUCUACAUCCAUCAGCAAAGGCUAAUGGCUCAGAUGUAAAUACGUUUUCUAUCCUGUCCAGAAGUAUUUGGAUUGAGGAGUAUGUUUAUUUGAGAUUAGUUGGUACAUGUGGAAUUUUGGUUAAUUUUAAUAUUUUUAAAACGUAAAAUUGUUUUUUAUAAUUUUGAUAAAUUUCAUCAUGUGGGUAAUAAUGACAGAUCGUGUUCUUGGUGAUUUUAUUUUCUAUUUUUCUGG
This is a messenger RNA of Lactuca virosa, 944 nucleotides long. The record is from the annotation of a GenBank genome assembly. NCBI's taxonomy places the organism in Eukaryota, Viridiplantae, Streptophyta, Magnoliopsida, Asterales, Asteraceae.